AUGCUGAUUCUCCUCUUGACGUUCCACGAAUUUCUAAUCGAUUUGAAGAACAAAAUAUUUGCCAGGCAAGUUGAAGAAGAAGAGCCUCCGAUUAAAAAAUUGCCUUCCGAAGUUCUUGGUGCCAUUUUUGAAAAGGUAAGUUUUCGUCACAUUUUUUUUUCUAAAUAAUUAUAUUGUUUUUUAGCUCGAAUACGAAGAUGUUCGAAAUUUGAAAAACUCGUCAAAGUUUCUUCUAAAUGCUCAUAAAUUAGAACGUCGGAUGAUUGUUGGUCCAACAUGUGAUGCUUAUGUGUAUUACAACAAAAAACACAAACUACGAUCAGAAAUAAAAAUUAUAACAACAAGAACAAUUCCAUUUGACCAAUGGAGUUAUUACUUCAAAAAUGCAAAUUGCAGUACAUUUCAAAUGAUUAUAAAAAACGAAGAAAUACCAUUGGAAACGUUGAAGGAACUUCUUUGCUGUAAAAAAUCGAUCAAGCAUUUAAGCUAUUCCGGAAAAUCAAUCAAUCAGAUGACUAUUGAUCUUCUUGCUACAUGUAAACCUCUAUAUUUUAGAAUUGCUGUGAAUGAUUGGAGUUUUAGUAUAGCCGAAAAUAGAAUUUUCAUAAUUUGUGAAAAUAUUGAUGAUGUUGUUGAAGCAAUCAAAUUCACUUAUCAUUCGAUAAUUGUUUUAUACCCGGAAAUUUAUGAGAAAAACGAACAAUUCUUGAUGGUAAGUUUUUUAGAACGAAUCUCGAGAUCAUUCAAAAAAUCAUAGUGCGUCAGAACUUCAUGUUAUAUAUUUUCAGAAACUCAAACCUAACACGGAAUGUGAAAUGCCUCACUAUAUUAUUGGUUUGCCUGAGAAUACAAAUGAACAGAAAAUUCAAUCGACAAAGCUUUUUUUGGAGAACAGUCUUUCAAAUGUUUAUGGGGUUCGUGUGGAAUGCAACGUUGCCAAAGACGCCACAGGCAUUUCUAUGUAUUGUGUAGUGGUUUCUAGAUAAAUUUUGAAUAUUUUUUAAUCAAAGUUAUACGAUAAAUAUUGAUAUAUUUAAUUGUUUCAUACCAUCUUUUUGAAUACUUUUUGGGCUAAUUUUCUUUGAUUUGCCAGGAGCUCAGCAAUUGAUUUUUGUCUUCCCAAAACACUAUAUAGCCAGCUGGCGAACACUACAAUAGUACAGUAUACGCAAAAAAUAGUUUGUUGCAUUGUGCCAAAAUUUUCAAGCGUCCCAUUUGGUGUGUAUUGCACCACAGACUUUGUUCUUUCUUUAAUGUUGGUUAUUCUCUUAACGCUCCACGAAUUUUUAACAUAUUUUGCGGAUCCUGACAAAACGAACACACAAAAAUUUGCCAGACAAAUUGAAGAAGAAGAAGAAGAGCCUCCAAUUAAAAAACUGCCACUCGAAAUUCUUGGCGCCAUUUUUGAAAAGGUAAGUUUUUAAAACACGUUUUACUAUUUCCACUAAUACUGUUUUUUAGCUUGAAUACGAUGAUGUUAAAAAAUUGAAAAUCUCGUCAAAGUUUCUUCUAAAUGCUCAUAAAUUAGAACGUCGAAUGAUUGUUGGUCCAACAUGUGAUGCUUAUGUGUAUUACCACAAAAACAAGGAACUCCAAUUAAAAAUAAAAAUGAUGGUAACAAUUCCAUGGAUAAGAAUACUUCCAUUUCAAAGAACAAUUGCAUUGACAAAAACUAUUCCACUUGAUCAAUGGAAUUAUUACUUCAAAAAUGCAAAAUGUAAAAAAUUUUGCAUGAUUGUAGAAGAAAAAGAAAUUCCAUUGGAAAUUUUGAAGAAAAUUCUGUGCUGUAAAUCGAUCGACAUUUCAAAAUAUUCCGGAACAUCAAUCAAUCAGAUGACUAUUGAUCUUCUUGCUUCAUAUAAGCCUCGAAUUUUCAAAAUUAUCAUGAAUGAUUGGGUUUUCCACACAAUGAAUAGUGCCAAAACUACAAACGUUUUGAUUAAAUGUCUUAAAAAUAUUGAUGAUGUUGUUGAAGCAAUCAAAUUCACUUAUGAUUCGAUUAUUAGUUUAUUCCCGGAAAUUUAUGAAAAAAACGAGAACUCCUUGAUGGUGAGUUUUUUAUGAAAACUUCUUCAAAAAAUUAUUUAUACAUUUUCAGAAACUCAAACCUAACACCGAAUAUUAUCCUUGUUUCUUUUUGCAAUUUUCUCCGAAUACAGAUAAUCAAAAAAUUCGAGAGAUCGAGCUUUUUUUGGAGAACAGUCUUUCAAAUGUUUAUGGAUUUCAUGUGGGAAGCAUAGUUGGCAGGUGGAACAGAAACCCCAAAGAUCUAUAUAUGUUGUGUAAGGUUUUCUGAAAUCCGCAUAUUUGGUGAAGUUGUUAUAACUGUUUUGUUACAUUUUAUUUCUAUAUUUGUUAUUUGAUAAAACCUUUUUUUAACUGAAGGUAUGAAUUUUCAAACUAACUCUCGCCAGUUCUAAAAUUUUAUUUUCUAAAUUUCAGUUGUCAUUUUGAACUCAAACACACAAUUUUUUAUGAAUAAAAAACGGAAACUCACUAAAUUAGCAUAACUCAAAAGUGGCCAAAAAGUUACCUAAUUUCACCAUCAAAAAAUUUAAAAAAAAAUCAAAUAUGUCUAAGUUUUUGGUCAUAAACCAACUACAACAUUUUUUUGAUAAUCAAAAACGCGUUCAAAUUUUUUGUGGUAUAAUCCUCAAAGUGCUUUUUGGCUACCUGCUCGAAUUUUUCUCCCUUGUUUGCUCCUCAACUCCUCCUCCUCCUCUUCUCGAUAAUAGUACAAUUUGACUGGUAGUGAUGCGAAAUUUCACUGAUAAUUAUCGUUUUCCUUUUUUUCCAUAUCACAUUUUUCUCUUUCUCUCGCACCUUUUACAACCGUUUGAAUAAACUUUUCAAGCUACUGUAGGAAUUUUCUCGAUUUAUUCUAGUUCUGGCAAAAUAAAGAAUGCGAUGGAUUAUCGCAUCAAUAUUUCUGCUCACAUUUGCUUUAUCGAAGCUGAAUAUUCAGAAUUCAACAAUUCCAGAUUUGGUGAGUCACAGGUUUCAAAAUUUUUCGAGAAAGAAUCUCGAAUUUUCAGACAUUUUUUGAUAACAAAGCAGAACUUCUUGAUGUUUUACAAAAAACUGAAUCCGAUGAUUACGCAUACAAUGAGAAAAUCCGAAAACGUCGUCAAGUCGCACGAUUAACAUAUCAACAAUAUCUAGACAAUUUAGGAAAAGCUGAUUACGAUGUUAGAAUUGAAGAAGGUUGGACAGAAAUAUUAUAUCCAUUUGGAACUUGGGCGAUGGAUGAUCAAUUAAUGGGACAAGCUGGCAGAGAGACGCAGACAAAUCUAGGCUUUGAUUGCCCGUUUUUUGGCUAUCGUUUUAAUUACACUUUUGUUUAUCCGAUGGGCAUGAUUUCAUUUUCGAUGCCACCGUUCACAGCGCCUCCUUGGACUUUUCCGAAUCCUGAAUGGCCGAAGCAGCGCGAUCAUUCUUUUAUUGCGCCGUUUUAUGCCGAUGCAAUGUUUCAAUGGAUUGGAUCAACGAAAAUUAGUAAUGUGUUUUUUAGAAGUGUUCAUAGACCAAGAGUGAGUUUGAAUUAGAAAGAUCGGAGCUGAUCCUUCACAAAAGAUCAAUCCUGCUCCAAUUCGGAUGUUUUCAAAACCCUGUCCGCUUCAAGAAUUUCCAAAUUAAAAUUUUCUGAAUCACGUCUAGUGACAUAUGACUUCAAUCCUCCGGUUACUGUGUACCUCACGAGUUCUUAUUAUUCUAAUCCAACUCUUGAAUGACUCAUCGUGUUCGAUUUUAUCUUGAUUCCCAAAACAAUCAAUACCCAAAUUUUGUUUCGAGUCAGUCUCAUGUGUUAUCUGUUACCAAAAACCAUUAAUAAUUAUUAUCAUUUUAUAACCGGCUUAUGUUUAAUGAUUUUCGAGAGUAAACAUUUUUAUACUGUUUUUACGGUGGACUAAUAUUAUUUUAAUGAUUAUAAGGAGCAAUGUUUACUGUAGAAACAAUGAUAACAAGCGGGGGAGGAAUUUCUAGUAACAAGAUUCAAUUUACAGUUAGACGAUGAUGAUGUUUAUACUUUGAAUAGUUAUGGAUCUCCAAAUUAUGGGCAAGCGCAAGCACAAUCAAAUUUGAAUCAACAAUAUUCGAAUACAAAUUUGUAUUCGGGAACAGGAUCGUCGCAAAAUCUGAAUGCCUAUACUCAAAAUCAACAGUACAAUCAGCAAUAUAAUCAAUAUGGAAAACGAAAAAAGCGACAAAUGCCUGGAAGAAUUUCGCAACCUGGAAUGGUUGUUGAUCCACUUUUACUUGAUAAUAUCACUCAACAUAUUAGAGUUAGUCAGAGAAUCAGCUGGGUAUAUGAAACUAAAAAAUGUCGAAAUUUUUUAGGAAGGUUACACUGGUGCUCAUGGUUUCCGCGCGGAACAUGCUUUUAUUGUGACUUGGUAUCGAAUGGCGUAUGGUGGAGCGCCGAGGGCUUUGGAUGUUUCGCAAUUUGAACACGUCAAAGAUUGGCAGAAUACGUUUCAGCUUGUUGUGGCAUCGGAUGAAAUAAGGUUAGAAAAUUCUGAAUGAAACUGGAUUUUAAGCUUCAAAAAUUCAUCCAGAGCCAAAAAAUCAUUCCAGAACUUUUGCAAUUUUCAAUUAUGCUCGUCUAAAUUGGACAUCAAGUAAUGAAGCUGGUGGUUUGAAUGGCUUCGGAGGUAAACAAGCAGCGAUGGCCGGAUUCAACGGGGGAAAUGGAACUGGAUGGUAUCAACUUCCAUACUCUGGACAUGGGCGUCUUUGGAAACUCGGAUAUUUUUCAAAUGUUCUCACGCCCGGAAGAUGGAUUCAUCGAAUUGAUGAAGCAAUUAUACCCGCCGGUUGUACCAAUACAUCAAAUGGAAAUGUUGUAACAUCUCCACCCUGGGGUGUUAUGCAGGGAGGAAUGGCUGUGAAUAUCUCGGGGCCGUGUUUGAGGGAUAAUGAUGUGGUUAAAGUGAAUUUUGAGAAUUGGCAGACGACGUGUAAAAGAUUGAAUCGAAUUAAAGCACGAUGUAUUAUGCCGAUGUUUCAUAAAAUUGGAGUUGUUCCGAUUAGAAUGAGUAGAGAUGGUGGACAAAGUUUUCCGUUUUUUGGAAAAUUUUAUGUUGGUGAGUGAAAUCUGGGGUUUUUUAAGAUUAACCUGAGCAAUGUUCUAGUUUUCGAAUUUUUCAAAAAUCUCUGAUUUGGGCAAUGUUAUGGGGCUUCAAAGUUUUUCAACAAACUUCAAAAUUCAAUUUUUCAGUGAAUCCUGAAAGAGCCCCAGCUUCUGUAUCUUUAAAAGAUUCGCUGGAGAACAAGACGAAUAAAUGGUCGGAACCGUAUGCGGAAGAAUUGCAAAUGACGUGGUCCGCUUUGAAUUUGACAUGGAAUACUGGAGCCAGAGUUGAUAUUAGCUUGUAUGGUUAUUGGGAAGAUGCGGAUAGAUCGCAUUUUGAGAAAAUUGAUUAUUUGGCGAAAGGAAUAUCGAAUACGGGAAGUUAUACGUUUCAUCCGAGACAAUUACCUAAGGAAACUUUGUUGAGAGUGAGUUUUGAUUGAGAACAAAUUAAAAACAACCAUCAAAAAUUCAUUAUUAGGAUUCAAAUUUGAAAAAUUUUUGAAAAUUAUUUUUUUGGGGAUUUUUUAAGGAUCUGAAAUCUUCAAAUGUUCUGAGUUACAUGGCAAAACUACCCCUCUAAUUUUCUGAAUCAAAAAAUUGAUUUUAAAAGUUCAAACUUGAAAAAAUUAUGAUAUCGAAAAUUCAUUUUUUGAAUUCGAAUUUGAAAAAUUUUUGAAACGUAUUUUUCAGGGUUUUUUUUUUGAGAAACUGAAUGGUCUGGAUUUUUCAAGAUAAAAGUUUUCUGAGCUAUAACGUGGCAAAACAAAACUUUUAUUUUUUGAAAAAAAAAAUUUUGAAACCUAUUUUUGCAGGGAUUUUUCGAAAAAAUCUGAAAUUUUCAAGUAACCAAUAAUUAUCUUUGGAUCCCAUUAAAAAUGUCAGAUAUUCAUAAAGCACCCAAAAGUAUAUAUCUAAAUAACUAAUCCCUCAAAUUUUCUAGAAUGCUUGGCAAAAGUUUCAUUUCGGCUUCGUUCGUGUUUCACUUUCUGACCAAGAAGACGGUGUAUUUUGGAGUAAACCCACCCCAUUCCCUUGGUAUCAUCUUGAUCAAUGGGAAUAUAAUUAUGGAAAAAGUUGGGCGAUUGAUAUGUGUAUUGAAUGGUUUGAAUACGAUGGAAAACGAAACAAUUUCCAAAUUGACUUAACAACUGAUUUCCCAUGUCCCUGUAAACUCGCACAAGCCGCCCUUGAUCUUGGUAGAUUUAUGCCUUUUAUGGAUUGCGAUAAAGAUGGAGAUACAUCUUGCCCAUUCAACAAAGGAGCACAGCAUUGUAUUCAAAGUGUUCAGCCAACUUUCAGUGGAUCCUCUCAACAAUGUUGCUAUGAUUAUGAAGGAUAUUUGAUGUUUACUGAUGAUUGGGAACCCGAUGGUGAUUAUACGCGAUUUUUCCAACCUGGAACUCCAGCAAGAGCACAUCGAUAUGGAAGUUCGCCUUAUCGAAUGCCCCCGUUUAUUCCAACUAUGUCCAACUAUCAAUUGGAUUUGCUACCCUAUCGAACAUGUUGCAAGUGAGUUCUAGGUAGAAGAUCCUACCUAAGAUAGAAAAUAUAUUUUUUCAGCUAUGCCCAACAUUGCGAAUUCUAUUACUGGCGUCGAAUGACAAAUGGUUGUCAAGACUAUAAAGCUCCAGCCGCUGGUUAUAUUUAUGGAGAGCCUCAUGUUGUGACAUUUGAUGGGAUUCGGUAUACAAUGCCUGGAAAGGGGUAUUAUGUUUUGGCGAUGAGUGAUAAUCCCUAUCAUAAAUUGAUGAUUCAAGUGAGAUUGGAACAACCUGAUGAUACACUUUGUGAGUUUGGGGGACCACCCAUGAAGCUUCUGAGCUUUUAAAAGUGCUCACAACUUUGAAAAAAAAAUCUGCGUUCGGGGGGAAUCGAACCCCCGUCGAAUGCUUGGAAGGCAUCCAUGCUGACCAUUACACCACGAACGCGUGAUGGAAAUUGAUGUGAAAAUUAUCAAGAUAAGGAAGCUGCUACCGCAAAAGAUAACACAUUCCUUCAAUGUGUUCAAAUUUACAAUAACUCUCAAAACUUCUAGGGCAUGCUCAUGUUAACGCAACAGUCAUCACCGGAAUCGCUGUGCAAGAAAACGAUAGUUCAAUUGUCCAGGUUUACGCUCGAAAACCAAUGCGAAGAUGGAGAUAUAAAACUGAUGUUUAUGUUGAUGGAUUCCGAAGAUAUUUCGAUAAACCACAUUGGAAACAUCAAACUUUUAAACGUGAGAGUUUCUAGGCAUUUCUGAAACUUUAAAAAUGUUUUGUUAAGAUUUGGAGAUCCGUAAUCCUUUGCAAAAUAUGAAUCAAUCAGAGCUAGUUAUCAUGUUAAAAUCUGGAGUUGGUAUUCGAGUUUUCGAGGGGCACGGAAUGCUGGAUGUUAUGGUGACCCUCCCACCAAGUUUCAAUUCAACAUGUCGUGUUGGUGAAUCUUUAUCUUCUGCACUAAAUUCUCCCACGGGAACUCGAAGAUGUUACACGACCCUAGGUCUACUUGGAACAUAUAAUAAUGAUCCAACAGAUGAUCUGACAACUCCAACUGGUACAGUAACACGUGUUUCGAAUCCGACGACUACAGCUUCAACAACGCAGAUGAUUUAUGAACAAUUCGCAUCGACUUGUAAGAAUUUUUAGAAAAAAUUUAGAAAAUUUAGAAAAUUUAGAAAAUAUUAUUUUGUUAAGGGAAAAUCGAUGGAACAAAUGAGAAACUUGGAAGUUUGCUGUUUCAAGACAAAUUCAAAUCCAUCUACAAUCCUUUGCUUUUUGCUGAAUCUGAUUAUCGGCCAGUUUAUUGGCCACAAGGAAUUGAUAUCAAUGCAUCGAGAGUGUUUACGAUGGAGCAGGUCAGUCACAGAGGAAAAAGUAGAUUUGAAAAAUUUUUUGAUAUACCGAUUUUUUUUAUGUUUUGACGCAGAUACAAAGCACUUCAACUCUUCAAAAAUAA
Molecule: messenger RNA, 8008 nt
Organism: Caenorhabditis angaria
Lineage: Eukaryota; Metazoa; Nematoda; Chromadorea; Rhabditida; Rhabditidae
Source: the annotation of a GenBank genome assembly